UAUUGGUCAACAAAAAUCGGGGACCGAAUGAUGGGAGCACCACUACUGGCAUUUUAUUCGUCUUUGCCCGACGCCUCAACGUAAGGCAGGAUGUUAUAAUCCAGAGUGACAGAGAGAGAAAGCUCGGACAUCAUGGACUCGUGGAUCUUUUCGUCGCCCCCUCCGAACAUGUCGGAUCACCUGAUGUACGACAGCUUCCUGCCAGCCAACGAGUCAGACCCGCAGAGGAACGACACGGACCAGAGCUUCAACCGGACCAGCACCGUGGUCAUCACCUGCAUGUACUUCCUGGUGUGCGCCAUGGGCCUGUGCGGCAACGCGCUGGUCAUCUACGUCAUCCUGCGCUACGCCAAGAUGAAGACGGUCACCAACAUCUACAUCCUCAACUUGGCGGUGGCCGACGUGCUCUUCAUGCUGGGCCUGCCGUUCAUCGCCAUCCAGUUGGCGCUGGUCCACUGGCCGUUUGGCCCGGUGCUGUGCAGGGUGGUGAUGACCGUCGACUCGCUCAACCAGUUCACCUCCAUCUUCUGCCUGAUGGUGAUGAGCAUCGACCGCUACCUGGCCGUGGUGCAUCCCAUCAGGUCCACCAAGUGGCGCAAGCCCCGCAUGGCGAAGACCAUCAACCUGACGGUGUGGGGGGUGUCUCUGCUGGUUAACCUGCCCAUUGUCAUCUACAGCGGCGUCAUCACCAAACACGACGGCUGCUUCUGCACCAUCGUCUGGCCCGAGCCCCAGGAAGCCUACUACACCGCCUUCAUGUUCUACACCUUCAUCCUGGGCUUCUUCCUGCCCCUCCUGGUCAUCUGCCUCUGCUACCUCUUCAUCAUCAUCAAGGUGAAGUCGUCGGGAAUCCGCGUCAGCUCCUCCUCCAAAAGACGGCGCUCGGAGAGGAAAGUCACCCGCAUGGUGUCCAUCGUGGUGGCCGUUUUCGUCUUCUGCUGGCUGCCCUUCUACGUCUUCAACGUGACCUCGGUGACGGGCACCAUCAGCACCACCCCCGUGCUGCGCAGCACCUUCGCCUUCGUGGUGGUGCUGGGCUACGCCAACAGCUGCGCCAACCCCAUCCUGUACGCCUUCCUGUCGGAGAACUUCAAGAAGAGCUUCCAGAACGUCCUGUGCCUCAAGAAGGUGGGCGGUCUGGACGAGGCGGAACGCAGCGACAGUCGACAGGACAAGUCCCGCAUGAUGGCCGACCCCACGGAAACACAAAGUACUCUCCUGAACGGGGACCUGCAGACCAGCAUCUGA
Messenger RNA from Entelurus aequoreus (snake pipefish), 1248 nucleotides. RefSeq names its product somatostatin receptor type 2-like. The transcript is spliced from 2 exons. The record is from RefSeq and is a predicted model, not a curated record. NCBI's taxonomy places the organism in Eukaryota, Metazoa, Chordata, Actinopteri, Syngnathiformes, Syngnathidae. Gene Ontology annotation, molecular function: somatostatin receptor activity; neuropeptide binding. Gene Ontology annotation, biological process: cellular response to glucocorticoid stimulus; cellular response to estradiol stimulus; neuropeptide signaling pathway. Gene Ontology annotation, cellular component: membrane; neuron projection. Bases 133 to 1248 code for a protein of 371 amino acids.